AACCGGGCGCUUUUAGGAUCGGGUCACACGCACUUUUGAGAAGUCACGUCAGUUUGGAAGAGGAGCUCGACCCACCUGAUGAUCCUUGGCUCAAUCCGCUCCACCUUACUCACCAAGGGACGGGAAACUAAUCUACCUCUUAAAUUCAACCCGAAUACGGGCGUUUUAUAGUAGCUAUUACCCAAAAAAAGUCGCCUUUUGUAACUUCGCGUGCGCACGCCGUCUAGUGAUUGUUUUAUAGGGAUAUUAAAGGGGUCGCUAUCAAGCCCAAAACAUUGCACUACGUUAGAUCGCCUUUCCUUUAUUAUUAUUAUUUUUUAGUUUUUGCACUUGAGUAUUUUGUAAGGAUGCAUACCACCCAAAAGGACACCACUUACACCAAAAUAUUUGUCGGCGGUCUUCCGUAUCACACGACGGAUUCCAGUCUAAGGAAAUAUUUUGAGGUGUUUGGGGAAAUUGAAGAAGCUGUGGUGAUCACCGACAGACAGACUGGAAAGUCCAGGGGUUAUGGAUUUGUAACUAUGGCGGAUCGAUCAGCUGCUGACAGAGCUUGCAAGGACCCCAACCCCAUUAUCGAUGGGAGGAAGGCCAAUGUUAACCUGGCUUAUCUGGGAGCCAAGCCACGAGUGAUGCAGCCAGGUUUUACUUUUGGCGUUCCUCAAAUUCACCCUGCUUUCAUCCAGAGACCAUAUGGGAUCCCCACUCACUACGUGUACCCGCAAGCCUUCAUGCAGCCCAGCGUUGUCAUCCCUCACAUCCAACCAACUGCAGCCUCCGCGCAGGCUACUUCGCCUUACAUCGACUACACGGGUGCCGCCUAUGCGCAAUAUGCCAGCGCCGCAACCGCAGCGGCCGCCGCCGCCGCCUACGAGUACCCUUACGCUGCCUCUCCCGCCGCAACCGGCUACGUAGCGACCGCCGGGUACGGCUAUGCCAUGCAGCAGCCUCUGGCCACAGCCACGCCUGGAUCUGCAGCCGCAGCUGCAGCUUUCGGUCAGUACCAGCCCCAGCAGCUGCAAGCUGAACGGAUGCAAUAGCAACCAAUGAAACGGACGGGAGAUGUCCGUGAAGCUGACGCCCAGCGACUGCUACUAGAUGAUGAAGAUGAUGAUGAUGAAGAGGUGCAAGAUGGUGAAGAAAACAGUUGCUGGUUGUGGGUUGAUUGCAAGAGGAGGAAAAUUCGGGAGGGGGAUAGUAACUGAUAGAGAUUGUUAGUGAGGUGGGAACGUUGCUUUCCAACUUGCUGUGAUUAAACCAAAAACGAAAAAAAGUUGAAGAAAAGGACGGAAUCUAGCUUUUUACUAUUAUCAAUACCAAUAUUAUUAUUAUUAUUAUUAUUAUGUUUAUUACCAUAAUUAAUAUUAGAGUAGUAUAUUUAUUGCGAAAGGAGUACGCAGCAACUAAUCACUGUGGUAUAGGCGCAUUGUAGACGAAACGAAGUCCUGAUGCUGUCAUUAAUGUAGGUGAGCAUUUUCAUUGAAGGACACUUGGAAAUGUCCCACAGUGUUUUGAUUCAAGGGCCCCUUAACUUCUAUUUAUUCUCAUUUUUGAGGGCUCCUUUUGUUUUGUCUUCUCAAGUGCAUUUUUUUUCGAUUAUCAGGGAGCGUUUUUCAGCGAAUUCGAAAAAGACAAACUCUGCCAAUCAGGGAUUGUAGACCUAAUUGUGGCGAAAUGGAGAAAGAUCCAGUGUUAGCAAUGUUUUAUGUGUUGUGAACUACCUUUUUAUCUAUCUGAUGCUGAAUGUCCCCCUUUCUCCUCUUUGACCUGUGCCUUGAUCUAUGCAAAAGCGAACUACGGACAACACCAAGUGCAGGAAAAGGAACAAUUUUCCCCCUUCUCCAGAGGCAUCGAACAAUUUGAAGGCACUCUCAAGAGACAAAAAGACUGAUUGUAUUAUAUGCUUAUGAAUACACGUGGACUAACAUGUACACAGUUACACACAAAUUUAAGUGUUUGUGUCUACGGGCGAGGGACACAGAAGAUGAUAACAUGGGAAAUAAAGCUUGGGGCAUUGCUCAGUAUUAAAAAAAAAACCCAGUAUCAGGCAGAAACUACUGAGUUGGGAAAACAAGCACUGAUGUACACACAGUGGAAAUGCUCGGGGGCUUGUUUGUGAAGCUGUCACCGUUUAAUCCCCACGCCCAUUUGGAAACCGGUCCUGGUUUGGCUCUGUCAACAGCUCCCCCUCCUUUUAAAGAGGUUUGUAGCAGAGACCACCUGUAAAUCCUCCCAAUAUCACCCACAUCCUCUGCAUCACCAGCAGGAUAUCUUUUGUGACAGAGACCCCUUACCAAAAAAAGACAAGGAGCCGUGAAAAGGGAGGGGUUUCACCCAUUACGAAUGCACCGCUAUCAGUCAACACUAACGAAAAGCGAUCUCUCCACUAAAAAAAUAUAUAUGUCUGAGCACCAGCAACUUUUCUCAAUAAGGUCUAUGUAUUUCAAUGAGCAACUCUUACAGCACUAUUACUAAAAGGAUCCGAAUCUGUGCGUACGGGGGUUCUUUGUGUGCCUUACAUUUGUAAUGCUAUUUAAGAUAUUUAUUUUGAGUUGACUUAUUUUGCGCUCUAAGAUCACAGACUUGGAUGCGGUACUGUAUGGAUAUAAUGUAUUCAUCUCAUGGCAUAUUAUAUAAGUUAUUGAGUAGGUUUAGUUGUAGUAUUAACAUAUUCAACCAAAAAUGUUGGUCUAGGACUUAUUUAAGAUACAAUUCUCUAUGUGCACUGUACAAUUCUACUUUUUUCCUUUCUAUACAUUUGGAAUUUUAGAAGGCGACAUUAAAUAUCGGCCGAUCGUACGACAUUUGUUUUAUUGCAGGCCUGUUAUUCUAGGUUCUCUCCAUUUGUUAUAUCUAGAACUGUUUAAAGAAAAACUUUAAAAAGAACAAAAAAUACAUGGCGAAAAAUCUAAAGGACAUGCUGCUUCAUACACUAGAAUGUAUUGUCAAUGUCAAGGAUGGAUGCUGUGCUUAUGUUGCUUUAAAUAUGCAUCAGAUGGGCAAUUUUACACUGUUGAUAAUUUUUAUACUUGAACUCUUUCUUACAAGGGAAACUAAAAGAGUAACAACAUACACACACAAAACCUAAGACCUUUGUAAUUGUCACUGGAUUUAGGCAUGUAAAGUGUUAUUAUUUAAAUACAAACGUUAUGUAGGUAUUGAAACCUUAUUUCAGAUUUUCAACACUAUUUACUCUAAAUGAAAAUAAAAGUUUCUAUAUAUUAAAA
Molecule: messenger RNA, 3224 nt
Organism: Misgurnus anguillicaudatus (oriental weatherfish)
Lineage: Eukaryota; Metazoa; Chordata; Actinopteri; Cypriniformes; Cobitidae
Gene: rbm24a
Product: RNA binding motif protein 24a
Biological process (GO): regulation of alternative mRNA splicing, via spliceosome; positive regulation of myotube differentiation; mRNA stabilization
Cellular component (GO): cytosol; nucleus
Molecular function (GO): mRNA 3'-UTR binding
Source: RefSeq, a predicted model, not a curated record